AGAGAAGGCACCAAUCAAUUGGACUGCUACAGUGUGCUGCGCACAGGAGAGAGAGGUGACGCUCCCCAACCCACAGACACAGAGUACAAGGAGCGACGGACAGAGUACAGUUUAAUCUUCUACACCCGCUCUCUGCUAAACUUGAUCCUAAAGUUAGCAUUUGAAGAUGUUUAAUGGCGCAUCUUUAUACUUACUUAGAUGGGUCCUGCCUACACAAGUCCGCUUAGAUAGAACGUAGGCAACAACAAAAAAAUCUAUUGACCAAGAAGUCUCCAGAUUCCCAGCAGCGGAGAUAUGUGCGAGAGGAGGCGAUCAGAGCAGUGCACGAGUUGUCUUUCGUCCGCAGAGGGAAAGCGUGGAAUAAACACGAAUUAAUGUGGAAUUUAUUGGAGCCCAAAGCUGGAAGGACGACUGGACACAGCGCUUCCUUAUCAGGUAAAAACAAGUCAGGUACUCAUUAUUGAAGUCAAUGACAACUUUAAUAUUUAGGGCAAAGUUGCACAACGCUCAUGGACUAGGCUACAUAUAUCCACUGAGUAUUCUGGAUUUAAUAUCCGUCUCGAGAUUUCCCAAUUCUAUUCAAGAAAACACACUUAAUUAACAAUAACUGGUGUCACAUAUGAUGCACUUUUUUUCCAUUUUGUAGGCCUGUAUUUUGGGGUGAAAGUUAACACAAAUUCCAAAACAUACACACUCAAAUUAAUAUCUACUGGUAGUAUUCUAAGGACAUGUACUUUUUGAUUUAGAUCUAGGUGUUUUUGAUGUUUUUGUCUGCGCAGUGGAGUAUGCCUGGCCAGUAUACGCACGUCAGAUCUCACACCUGCGAACCCGUUGAAGUAACUCUAUAUAGCAGUCAAAGCCUCACCAAAUAGACUAUUGUAGCGCUGCAACGACUGUCUCUAUUAACCUUUUUGAUGAUUGCAUUCUUUCAUACUUUGUGUAUUCUUAGGGCUUUGUUGUAUUUCUUUUAUAAACAUCCACCAAACACAUCCUCUUAUUGCUUCUGUAAAGGCAGACUUUUUGUCUGCCGUCUUCUCUCUCUCUUCUUCUAGUUUCUUUGAUUUUCUCCUUUCCUGUACCAUCCCCCUUUUUGUUAGACAAUUCUCUUUAAUAACUUCAUCACCUUGAUAUUCUGGUGUUUUAGUUUUGCCUCUAUAAUGUUAAAAGAUCAAUCUCCCAUUUCACUUAGCAUAGUCUGCAGGGAUGUUAUUCACAACCUUUCUGUUCUUUACUUUAUAGUGACGUGUCAUUACUUUUAACCUCAUUUGCCUUUAAUAAUCGUUCCUAUUGUAUGGAAGAAGAAACAGUUUAUCGCAUCUGAGCUGGGGGUCAUUUUACAGUAAUCCGCUGAUGUCUCGACUGUCGAUAGCUGCCUGUGUGCUCUGUUUCGGCGACGGCGCCUGUGUAUUGACAGAAGCUGCUCUCCUCUCCUCACAGGGACUGACUGACCAUGGUCGCCGUGUUUCGUUCUCUCAUGGUACUGCUGCUGGCUCAGGUGUUGCUAGGAGGCGCGGCGGGACUUAUCCCCGAGGUCGGCCGGAGGAAGUACAGCGAGUCCGGGAAGCAGAGCCCGGAGCAGUCUGAGAACUUUCUUAACGAGUUCGAGUUGCGGCUCCUCAAUAUGUUCGGACUUAAACGGAGGCCAAACCCGAGCAGGCAGGCUGUGGUGCCCCAGUACAUGGUGGACCUGUACCAUAUGCACUCGGUGAACGGAGACCACAGCACUAAACGGCCCCGGAGCAUGGGGAGACACGCAGAGAGAGCCGCCAGCAAGGCCAACACGAUUAGAAGCUUUCACCAUGAAGGUACGUAUUAGUGGCAUAUUUCACCUGGCGAGGUAGAGCACCUCUGCUCCCUCAGACAUGUCAAACCUGUAUUUAAACAUGACUCAGGGUGUGAGGAGGAUUUUCAGAGCAAUUACACUUUUUAUGACAGGCCCACUCAUAUCCUAACAGUGUGACACGCGUCAGGGACAAAUCCCUGUUAUAAGUAGAUCAUUUUAUAAUAGCAAGUGUAAUUUAACAAUUUAACGAGUUAAACUCAUUGUCAGGGUUCGACAGAGAAGUGGUUGAUGUGUAACGUUGAAAUGCAAAGUAAUCCCUCAAAUAUGAGUUGAUGCAACCCGUUACCCGGAACAUUCCAUUGACUGUGAUAUAACAGGCAUCAAAACAUCAAGGUUGGUGGUAUCCCAAGGGUCAUUUGUUUCUUAAUAAUUUAUGGUGUUUUCAUGGGCCCUGAAAACAGUUUUUCCAGACACGUAACGCAGCGGAGGCAUAAAGGGAGUGUGCGUGCGCAGGUGAUAGUCAUCGCCCUGCUGCUACUUCAAUAACACAUGACAUUACACUACACUGUCUACACACGCAUUAUGAUAGAGGCCACUGCGGCAGAUUGAGCUCCGUCUCAUUUUUAGACAGGACUGAAAAGUCAGUCAGUUAGUCAUUCUGGUUUUGGGGGUGCACUUUAUCCUUUUCCAAUCGCUCUUUAUGCGUAAAUAUGCACGUUCCAAUAAUAGAACCCCAUAAUUACAUACUUAUUAUAUAGCUACAUAUGCGUCGCUGACUGCGAGAUUUCACAUCAAAACCAUGCAUUUAUAUACCUCAGAAACGCAUGCCAACCAGAUGAUUAUUUCAGUAAGGGCCAAUUGGUCUAAAUGCAAAAAUAUAAUAUGAGAUACUUGAUCCAAGAGUUGAACUGGAGGCACAAAGGGACAUUUGCUUUAGGUGUCAUGAUGUUCAAGGAACUUUGGCAAUAUUUUUUGAUUUGGUGUUGUGUAUGUCUGAAUGUACCUGUACUAUAGUGUAAAGUAACAGUGGGUAGAGAGGUAUGCAUGUGCUGACAGUAUGUCUAACCCUCUAGUCUGGGCAUUUCAUUUACAGUGCUGCAACAAAACAGACCAAAACAGUAAAUAUAGAAACAUGUAAACCUUAGUCUCUCAUUGCUUGAAAACCAUCGCCCCUCAUGCAUCUGUACUGUCUAUCUGAUAGUACCUGUCUUGAGAAUGAAUACGGCCUAUAAUUUAGUUUGCGCUACCUCCAGUAUUGUACAGGACAUGCCCAAUGCAUCCGUGGAUGGCCUUUUACACAGACUCCUGAGUGUUUGACUGCAUGGGAAGUUUCCACACAGUGAAUGACUCGUUGGGGUGGUUGAGUCAUGAUGGGUGGUUGAUUGGGUGUUCUCCUCUCCUGAGGCCUGGUAGGGAUGACACCCAGUGGACACACUGACAAACUACAAACGCCACUGACACACUACAAACACCACUGACACACUACAAACACCACAGACACCCUACAAACACCACUGACACACUACAAACACCACGGACACCCUACAAACACCACUGACACACUACAAACACUACAGACGCCGUACAAACACCAUUGACACACUACAAACACCACAGACACACUAAAACACCACACUGGCUGGCAUGGUGACUAGGACUGAGACUACUCACUCCACAACUGUAAACUGCCGCUUGACUCCGCACCUUCAGUUUCGCAGUUUGGAAUACAUUUCAGCCAUGUUUAGUUGUUUAUCCCCCUUGCCUCCUCUUGUCUUUUCAUCAUGUGUGCCAGCGUAGCAUGGUUCUGGAUAUUUAAAUUGUUCCUAUGGUAGAAGUGGGAAGAGUGGGGGUCAUAUACGUGUAAUAGACAUGUAGCUACACACGUAAAACAUCAUGUCAAAUCCUGAAGCCCUAUCGAUGCAUCACAUCUGUUCCUUGAUAUUAAUUUCAGAGGGAUAAUUCAUUUUUGUGAUAUUGGUUUUCAAAAAUAACUAUUUUCUUUGCCAAAAAUAACAUUUCCAGGCCAAGCACAGGCACCGGCUGCCAGAGACAGGCAGAGAUGAAUGACCUAACAUUAGCCGUUAUCUUUUGUUUUGGCACACAGCAAGAAAAUAAAUUAGGAAUGUUGAUACACUCAUAUCUGUGGUUCACAACUCUUGGACAAGCCAUGACAUGUUGUUCACACACAGCCCAGCACCUCCUUCACUCACAGAGCAGAGAUCUGGAGAGAGAAAGAUAGAGAGAGAGAGAGGGAGGAGGAGGGGGGGGGGGGGGACAGAAGAGAGAGAGAGAUUUGGGGCUAAAGAGAGAGAGGGGAGCAAGGCAUUUUGGAGUGAGUGGACCAAAAGAGAGAAGGAGAGAGGGAUUUGAAUGAGAGAAGUAGACAGAAGGGGUUUUCCCACAUCAAUAAGGAGUGAUAGGCCUAAUUGAGGUCUUUGUGCUUCUGCAGGGAGAUUUAGGAUGAGAGGGUGGAAUUUCCUAAAUGCCUCCUUUGAAAAAGCCCUGAGUUCAAAGUUGGUGUUUAUUUUACCACUCCAAACAGAUAACAAGCUUGUCUUUGUACCAUCUGUAAAACACAUAAAGGUAAAUGUACAAAGUUUGACUACGAUCAAGAAAAUAAAAGUGUUGACAUUGACAUGUAUGUGACAUUGUUUUACACACUAAUGUAAUAAUGCAUUCUCAAUCAAGCCAAAUAUGCACAGAGGAAAAACAUGUUUAGCUAUAGACUGCUACAAAAAAGGUGUGAAAAACAUUAAGGGUGAGCAGUUCUCUCAUUUGUGUCUGGAAGUAGCUAGCAAGCUAGCCAACGUUAGCCAGUUAGCUUGGGUGCUUGACUGCCAUUGUGAGGUCAGAACGAUCGGAUCAACCCGACUCCUCGGGCCAGAGCGUCCAGUGGGCGCUCUGAACGCUCCGAGAGUGAAACGCUCUCAAUUUACGAACGGACAAUCUGACAACACUCUGAAUUUACAAACGCCCAGAGCGCACUCUGAGCGUACUCUGGCACUUCAGAUUGAAUUUACGAACACACUCUAAGAUAAAUGAGAUAUACUUCCCAAUGGCCUUUCAUUAUGUCAUAAUAAUCUAGCUUUGAUGAUUCCAUGAUGGACGACAAUGGCUUUUUCCACACAUCCAAUAAUAACAGGACUCCAUCGUGGCAACCAAAUCCUAAAGGGCAGAACAUUCUCUAUGGCAUUUAGUGGCCUUGCAUGCAUAAUGGUUAGAGGCUAUCACUGCUUCCUGCUAGAUCUUAUCAAUACAUGGGAACGCCACUGCUUUGAUGUCAUGACAUUUACUCUGGUGAAAUAUGUGAACCUGGCAAUAUAGCAGCUGGAGGGUCAUAACUGUAAGCAGUUCCCUUUACGUUGACUCAUGCUCUUGGAGUUAGUGAGUGUGUGUAUGAUGACAUGGACGACGACAACGAUCUAUACCCACACACAGCUAGUCGUGGAAGACUGGGAGGGAAGGAUGUUUUUUUUCUUGUGUGUGUGUUCUAGUGAGCUAUGGAAAGAAAACCCGUUUGUUAGGACUGUACAUCUUGGUCAAUCAUGGAGUUACUCGACAACCUUUACCAACACAACCUUUAUAGUAAAAAAAAAACAGUCCUGAGGUUAGCCAUGAAUUUCUAUGUCAACAUCAUCCACUGACCCUUACUCUCUUCUUCUCCUUCUCUCUUAUAGAGUCCAUGGAGGCUCUGGCAAGUCUGAAGGGCAGGACCACCCAGCAGUUCUUCUUCAAUCUCACCUCUAUCCCUGGAGAAGAGCUCAUCACCUCUGCAGAGCUCCGGGUCUACAGGGACCAGGUCCUGGGGGCCACAGCAGCUCCCACCAGUAACACCAGUUACAACAGAAGUAACAGCUCAAGUACCAAUACCAGUACCAGUGCUGGUGGCAUCCAUCGUGUCAACGUGUACGAGGUGUUUGGAGCCCCUGCAUCUCCCCGUGGGGAACCCCUGACGCGCCUCCUGGACACUCGGCUGGUGCAGGACUCUCUGAGCCGCUGGGAAAGCUUCGACGUCAGCCCCGCCGUGUCCCAGUGGGCCUCUGGGGGGCGCCACAACCACGGCUUCAUGGUGGAGGUGUUCCACCCAGACACCCAGGGGGGCGAGGAGGCCCAGAGACAGAGCAGGCACGUCAGGGUGAGCCGCUCCCUCCACGAGGACCAGGACUCAUGGCCCCAGGCUCGACCCCUGCUGGUGACCUACAGUCAUGACGGGCGGGGGAACGCGGUGCUGCACAGGGACAAGAGACAGGCAGCAGGCCACAGGAAACAGAGGAGGAAGCAUCAACACAAGGCCAACUGCCGCAGACACGAACUCGACGUGGACUUCAGCGAAGUGGGCUGGAACGAGUGGAUUGUGGCGCCCCCUGGCUACCACGCCUUCUACUGCCACGGGGUAUGCCCCUUCCCAUUGGCCGACCACCUCAACUCUACCAACCACGCCAUCGUUCAGACUUUGGUCAACUCUGUGAACUCCAACAUCCCCCGGGCGUGCUGCGUGCCCACAGAGCUCAGCCCCAUAUCUUUGCUCUAUCUGGAUGAGUAUGAGAAGGUAAUCCUCAAAAACUACCAGGAUAUGGUGGUGGAGGGAUGUGGCUGCCGUUGAGACACACAGAGAGAGAGAGAGCGAGAGA
This is a messenger RNA of Coregonus sp. 'balchen', 6414 nucleotides long. The record is from the annotation of a GenBank genome assembly. Lineage: Eukaryota; Metazoa; Chordata; Actinopteri; Salmoniformes; Salmonidae.